CCGCCGCCGCCGCCGCCGCACCCGAUCCUUCUCCGUCUUCUUCUGCCGAUCGACCCAUGGACCGCCGGCCGCCGCUCGCCGUCUCCCCGCGCCGGCUCCGCCCGCGGCCCAGUCAUGCCGCCGCCGGCCGCCCACCCUUGGCGUCCUCCGUCCACAUCACCUCGCCAGCACUGAGCAAGAAAGCGCGUACCCCGAUGCGCUCGUCCAUCAGCGCUCUCCCGCCGUCGUCCUACUCCAAGCUUGAAACCAGCCCGCGCCCGAAGCUGGAUUUCGCCCUCUCGCCACCGCCAGCAGCAAGAGCGUCUGGGAAGGAGAACCUGCACUUCCACGACGAUGCCACUUUCAGCAUCGCCGACACUAGCAUGGAGGACUGGAGAGCGACGGUGAAGCCGACUAGCCCGAUGUUCGAGAGAGGCAGGCUGUACGACCUCUACUCCGCGCGGCGUAACGAGCGGCUGAAGCGCAAGCACGGGUGGUACACGGCCGCUGAGGAGGAGGCGGGAGCGAUGGCCGAGGACCCCUGCGUUGCGGUCGAGCUGUCCAAGAGGCGGGUCGCCAAGAAGGCCGGCGCAGAGUCCGUGGUGAGGAGGUCCAUGCCGGCGGCAGCAGAGUCCUCGCUGAGCUACAGGGCUGGCGGCGGGCUCAGCGCCAUGAGGUCAUCUCUGAGAAGCAGCAAGGAGAUGAAGAAGCCCUCUGCCGCGUCAUCAUGCGCCACCGCCACCAAGCCCUCUGCCAUCAAGGACAGGAGGGUCGGCAUGCGGUCUUCCUCGUCGUCGUCGGUUCGCAGGUUCUGAUGAUGGUAUAUUCUUGGUGGAACUGGCCGCUGGGGCUCUUAGUUGAUCGUUUGGGGUGUUGAUAAACAAUACUGUUAGUGUGGAGUUUGGAAUUGGUUUGGUUUGGAGGUAAUAUAAUAUACUGUAGCUGCGUAUUAUGUUUACAGAAUGUGCGUCCAUUAUUCGUACUCCGUGUUAUUUCCGUACGUGGUUGUGAUGCAGAUGUUCACAAGAAAUUGAUCUGGCGUGCAGCCACAUUCAUAUGGAGAGAUA
Messenger RNA from Lolium perenne, 1046 nucleotides. RefSeq lists its product as uncharacterized. NCBI's taxonomy places the organism in Eukaryota, Viridiplantae, Streptophyta, Magnoliopsida, Poales, Poaceae. The record is from RefSeq and is a predicted model, not a curated record.